AUGAGUCAAGUAAGACCUCAUAGAGAAAGGAUGAACCAAGAUGCUCUAGCUAUUUUUACAAGAUAUUUAGAGACCCAGCAACUUCCAGCUUCAGUUAGUAUUGAUACUGCUAGUCAGUGCUUAGCGGUUGGCGAGUAUUACAACUCUUCUGAAUUUAUGAGAUGAUUGAUAUCCCAUCAUAUCAAACCUCAUAUGAAACCCGAUAGAGUGGUAACAUUUCUAGUUGAAUCAAUGAAAAUGGAUAAAAGUAGAGAUACUUAUUCAAAUUGGAUGGAUUUAUUCAGCUUCUGUUUAAACUACAUGAGUGAGCAUUUAGACAAAUUAUGCAAUGAAGAAUCUACUAACCAACGGUUAAUGGCUCUUCUUGACUCCAAGCCUUUAGUUCUCGAAACAAUUAUCGAAAAAGGAAUGAAGAGGUGUGUUGAAUCGAAUUAUCAAAAUAAAAGCUUACAAAAUGCUUGUCUAAAUCUUUUAAAGCGUCUUCGAAGUCCUCCGACUUCUUCUUUACUGUAUCUCAUCAAUUUGGAACAAAAACGGAAAAUCUCAACUGUCUCAAUCUUAGAGAAUCAGAUGAUAAAAUGGAGGAUUACAGACCAAAUUGAUCUAUUACAAUGAGUGUCUGAUGAGGUAGUUAUCAAUAAUUACAGAUUUGUGUUUUACGCUGAGAGAAGUAGCCAGCAAUAUAACGGAUUAAAAAUCUUCACAAUGCUUGUAUCAAAACCUCAUAAAGAACAUAUUAGGCAGAGAGCUACUUUGUUGGACAAGAAAACCCGAGUCCAAGAAAGUCUGAAGAAGGAGCAGAACAAUUCGUCUAGAGACAUUCAGUCUCUUGUUUGACACUGAUUGGCGAUAAAUGAGGAAUCACCUGCCCUGGCUAACCAGAAGAAUAAGAACUCAACAAAUAUCAAAGCCGAUUCAUCUUCCUUCCAUUGCUGUGAAGCCAACCAAAAGGUAGAAAUAGCUCAUUUAGAGGGAGUUGAGGGAUCAGAGGACUCUAAAAUUAUAAAAAUUUAUCAAAAAGUUGACUUUAUUCAAACUUUGGUUAUGAAGGAGCUAAAGGAUCAAAAUGAGAGUCCUCUAGGAGAGAAAAAUCUUACAAAUCUCGUAAAAAUUGGAGCAUGGCACCCAACUGGAUCGUUAAGAGCACAAUCACAUGACUUUGAGAAUCCUAAACUGGGCAGAAACAAGAACUUGAAUUUAGAUAAUGACUUUAACAAAAAUCGUAUUAGUUUGUUCACAAGGGAUUUCCAGGAACCUGAACUUUAUUUCCAGAGUUUAUACAAAAGUGAGAAAAGGUCUAAGAAGAAACAUUCUGCCUACUUCUCAAAGAAAAAUAGCUGCAAGGCCACAAGGAGAGACUACAGCUCGUUCACAAAUAGUUUGGGUAGAGACAGAAAGACAAGAAUUAAAUAAGAUGUCUCUAAUGCUUAACCCACACUCCUUUGGCGAAAGGUUCAAGAUCGAUCCAGAAGAAGAGAAGAGCAUUCCUGUCUCUCUGCAGAACACAUUAAGUUCUAGAGCAGAAAGAGAGACUUUGGGCAGACACAUUAAUGAAGCAUCAAAAUUUAGGCUGAUAAAUUGCCAGUCUAUUUCUUCUAGCAAAUCUAGCAUCUUUGACGAACAGAUGGGGAAUGCACCUUAUGAGUAUGGGCCAGAGUCAUCCGAUGAAAAGGAAAAUAUAAACACGGAAGAUCAGAUCUCUAUGCUUCAGUACAUGUUAGAAGAGAAGAAUAAGGAAAUAAUUAACUUGAAAAAGCAGAUACAGCCCCGCAAACAGCUUUUCAGUGAUACAAUUACUAACUGUAGAGAUGGCUUUGAGAACACUAAAGAAUCGAAGGUACUCAUCACCAGAGAUAUGAUGGAGGGAGGAACUUACGAUAAGCUUGACAAUCAUUCUGUUAGAGGAGAGAAUUGUAAUAAAUUCUUUUCGGGCCACAAUAACCCACUAAGCAUGCUGGACUUGAACAGUAGAUGGAGCUUUUCGAUAAAUAAUUAGUUCUUAAAUAUUAUUAAAAA
Messenger RNA from Moneuplotes crassus, 2016 nucleotides. Lineage: Eukaryota; Ciliophora; Spirotrichea; Euplotida; Euplotidae. The record is from the annotation of a GenBank genome assembly.